Ostertagia ostertagi is the source of this 1062-nucleotide messenger RNA. The record is from the annotation of a GenBank genome assembly. NCBI's taxonomy places the organism in Eukaryota, Metazoa, Nematoda, Chromadorea, Rhabditida, Trichostrongylidae.
AUGACAGUGAGCCCAAGUCUCCAUGCUAUUGUCAAUCAAGUAUGGAAAGGGUAUGACGACGUUCGCAUGGACGGUUUUCCAGCUGUCUCAUCCAAACUGAAAUUGGGAGUUUCCUCACUGGUGCGCGAGGUUAAAAGUCUCAACCGCUCCUAUCGUGAACGUGGUAGUGGCACACUCUUUGGUGAUGACUCGGUAUGUUCAACUAUUCACAUAAACCACGGUAUUAAGGUUGACGACCAAAAUCUCAACACAAUUUGUCCAUACUGCUUACCACAAGAAGACGGAAAACAGGGAACCGAUCGUAAUGGGAUUUUCGCUCCAAGGCUAACAGUGCGCCUUGAGAGACGAAAGAAACCAACAACGAGCUGGUAUCGGCUCAAUGUGUUCGACGCUGAUUCGCAGCAGAAUUCUCCUGCUUUGACGCAAGAUACAGCAGAAGACAUUUGCGUGUCGUAUGUAAGUCCUUUGGUGCUGCGUCGUGAGGUCGAGACACUUCUUGCUGCAGAUUUGUACGCAUUAAAGGAUCCACAGAUUAUGACAAGCCAUCCUGUCGUUUUCUGGAAUCUGGUAUUUUACCUGCGACGCCUUUCGCUGCCGUCUCAUCUCUACAUGUGGAUAUCACCACGGGCGCAUGUAAGGUGUGUCUAUGAUCGUCCUCUGGAUCACGUUGGUCCCGCUCCUCUCUACUUGGUGAAUCCAAAUCAUAAGUUUGCGUCGCAAGAGAUGAGUCGUUCGCUUCCUGUUUGGAAAAAUGUAACUCAAUCAGUGCAAGACAACAGGCUUUUUACUGCGAUCCAAACCCUCAUCAACGAUAGCCGAAGAGUGACCGAAAAUGGACAGAUUGCGUUAGGUCCCCACUUCCCAGUAUUCAGGGAUAUACAAUUCGCGAGCUUGGACGUGUUUGGUCGUGCUCUUUUGAGGGACAGCCUGGAUAAGCAAUAUGUUGAGGAGUACCAAAAACUUCCACCUCGUAUCAUGUGCAUCAUGCCGCACCAAGACAGACCUCAGAGUCCCGUGCAGCGUGCCUGUCGUAAAGUUUUCCUUCCACUGGAUCUGUUCUGA